AUAGGCAAGGAAUCGAUCGCUAAAACAAUAGUGUUUCUGAACUUCUUCAGACAACCAGUUUCAAUCCAGAUCGCUUCUAAAAAUGAAUACUAAAUCCUGUUUGUUGUUUUUGCUUGCUGUGUGCAUUGUUGGUUUUGUGUCGGCGAAGCCACAACUACUCGAGGUGGGCAGCUGUGGAGCAAAUCAGGAAUUCACACUUUGCCUCCUAGGUUGUCCAGCAACGUGCAAUAAUCCCAAUCCUUCGGGAUUCCUUUGCGUGCAACCAUGCGUUGCCGGCUGCCAAUGUCGCGCAGGCUAUAUAAGGAAUAGCCAAGGAAAUUGUGUCCAACCGGAAGAUUGUUGAAGGACCCCCAAAAUUAUAGAAAGGCUUGCCUUUAUUUGUGAAUACGGCCAAAAAUGAAAUCGAAAACUAUAUAAAUUGUUAUGUUACAUAUGUUAUGAGAAUAUAAAAAAAAAAGAAAAUAAAAAAAUAUAUAUUUAGCAACGUAUUAAAGCACUUGAA
Zeugodacus cucurbitae (melon fly) is the source of this 502-nucleotide messenger RNA. Its product is annotated as chymotrypsin inhibitor-like. The record is from RefSeq and is a predicted model, not a curated record. The transcript is spliced from 2 exons. The coding region runs from base 83 to 343 and encodes 86 amino acids. NCBI's taxonomy places the organism in Eukaryota, Metazoa, Arthropoda, Insecta, Diptera, Tephritidae.